Amphimedon queenslandica is the source of this 4196-nucleotide messenger RNA. Its product is annotated as mediator of RNA polymerase II transcription subunit 23-like. The record is from RefSeq and is a predicted model, not a curated record. Gene Ontology annotation, cellular component: transcription regulator complex; mediator complex. The transcript is spliced from 39 exons. Gene Ontology annotation, biological process: regulation of transcription by RNA polymerase II; positive regulation of gene expression. Bases 13 to 3990 code for a protein of 1325 amino acids. NCBI's taxonomy places the organism in Eukaryota, Metazoa, Porifera, Demospongiae, Haplosclerida, Niphatidae.
GGUCAUAAUAAAAUGGAGGUCAUUAGUGGUGAAAUGGAGAGAACUCUAAAGAGACAUUUGGAAAGAGAUACCUUUCUAUCUACAUUCCAAUGUUGUACAGAGAGUGUCAUUAUUCCUGAUACGUUUGUAAAUUCUUCAUUACUGGAGGGAGUCCGUCUUGUCAUUACUAACAGUGUUCCUGAGCAAUUACUAUUCCACAUCAAAGAAUACGUGAAGUACAUGAUAAACCAGACCAACCCUCACUGUGUUGAGCUACUCUCAGAUACAAUGGAGACACUAGUCAAUAGGUCCUCUUUGAUACCAGCUAGGGCUGUGUGUGAAGUAGUUCUGUCUGAGAUCAGUACCAACAAUUUAAUGACUUGGAAGCAAGGACUCACUUUAAUACACAACAUCAUUGGAGCAGUAGAUUAUAAAGGAUGUCGUGAUGUCAUGAAGCUCUUGCUUGACAAGUUUGACGCUUUUCCUCGUAGCAUACCCGAGAAACUGAUGCCAGCAAUUCAUUCGGGAAGAAAAAUUUUGAAUUAUAUUUUGGAUCGGAAUGCUUCACUGAUGCCUUCAUACAUGGCACAUGAUGAGAUACAGCGACGCUACUCAGCUCCUGAAACUCACCCUCACUGGGCUCUUAAGGAUAUCAUUGCUAGUCUUAAAGGAGGAAUGGAGGUUGUUGCUGGCCUUGUUUCUGGAAACAUGCUUCCCAACCUAGUCCCAGUCAUUGGUUGCUCCAAUACGGCUGGUAACGCUUGGAAACUGGACCAGGAUAAAACCUGCUUUUCAUUACCGGGGAGACUACCCUAUUCACAGUGUUUAUUGAAGACUCAGUAUGAGCUGUUGUAUCGUGUGUUGGCUCAGCCUCAGUCUAAGGAGAUUGUUGUAUCAAUGUUUAACAAUGGGAAACAGCCUCAUAUCCAGUCAGUCCUGUUAGAGUGUAUUGUGAGGUUAUUAGUGGAGGCUACAAAGGCCACCGAUUCAUGGGAUAUUGUUGAUUCAGCAGUUAACCUUAUUUGGAGUCAUCUCGUCAAUACAGUACUAUACAUGGCAGCACUGCAACUUGUUAAUUUUAACUCGAUCAUCUCCGAAUUAAAAAAUAAACUAACUGGUCAUGUUUUAACGAGAGGGCGUGGUUACCUGAUGUGGUUCAUACUAAGUAUGCUAACGGGUUCAGUCCAACAUGAAACUACCAAAAGAGAGCACGAGCUGUACUCCGGACUCAUUGGGACGCUCUAUACUGAAACGGAGCCACUCCCACUUCCUAAUAUGGAGUCCAUGAGCAGUGUAUACCAGUUUGCAGCCCCCAGUGUGUGGCUAAUGCUGAAUAAAAAGGUUGAGCCUGGUGUUGUGAUAGCCGAUCCUCCUGUUGCUAUCCAGCAUCAUGUUGAGUUCAUUAGAAACCAGUUUUCCUCGUUAUCACCCGAAACCCCUCCCACCCCAUUAAUAAUGGUCAUCCUCCUCAACUCUUUUCAUACUACUGGGGAUACAUACACUAUGCUACUCUCAAUGAUUCUGAACACAAGCGAGCAUCCGCUGUCACAAGACUGUAUUAACCUAAUGGUACUACAUGCUAAAACCAGGUUAGGAGAGAAGAUACGGGUUCAGCUGAUGAGAGCUGCCGAGUCAUCAAAGCACCAGCAACAGGUCCAGCAGGAAAAUAACAAGAACAUGAUAACAGCUGGUCUACUGGAAACUUACUCUCAUCUACUGCUCUGGCUCGGGACGAAACUAUUUCAAUCUCAGUUGAUUCCAAUGGUGUUCAAGGUCCAAGAGUGGAGUAUGCUACAGAACCUUCUUGAGCUGAUUAGUAACAGGAUCCACUCACAGCUCCAGAUAUCCUCUCGUUUCAACAUAUUAAUACUCCUCCAUUCCAUUGCUGGUGUCUGCAUUAUACCAACACAGUUAUUCAUUGGAGCUGAAAACACUUCAUUGUACCUAAUAAUGGGACUAGCUGAGGGGGAGAUGUUACCACUUCAACUCGGAAAGAUGUCAAACGAACCAAAGACACUGUUUCAUGCUGAUUCUGAUGAACUCAACAAGACACUGAUACUGUCACUGGCUCAGUCACUCACCCUCUCUAGAGUGGACCUUAGCAAUUGGCUUGAUAAAUUGUUUAAAGAUCUAGAACCAGCAGUCUUUCAAUGGCCUGAGAGUUCAUUGCAGUUCCUACCAGGAGUCCUCAAGCAGAGGUGCCACACUCCAUCACACGAUAACAUUCGCUUGCUUCUUGUCAAGAGAAUCGAAGAAGAAUAUCAGAAACUAAACAGUACAAGCGAGCAGGUUCUCCAGCAGUACUACAGUGAAGGGGAUAAUAGCACAUACUUAUUUUGUGUAUUGUGGAAGCAGUUUUUGACAACCGGCCAAAUAACUCCUCUAGUAUCAAGAUUAUUGCAGAGGUUACGUCUCUCCCCAAAGAGACAAGUCAGCGACUUGAGGAGGUUGAUCGACUACAUCGUCUACACCUGCCCCUCCCCUUCAACUCCCUCCAACAACGACUUCAUGCACGUGGUCUCCUGCCUUGAUAGCCUGGUCUGGAAGUAUUUCUUAUAUCCACUGGAUAGGCUACUCUUAUGCAUAAUAUGGAGGUAUCACAAUAAACAAGACACAGUGACAGUAAUGAUGCUCACCUAUCACCUCUUAAUGAGUGAUAGUGUUCUUAAUAGACUCACACACUUUCUUGAUACUAUGCCACAUUGGAGUGAUGCGGAAUGGGGCCAGAAGCACAGUGAAUAUUUGAGUAGUUUUCCCGAGUGCUUUACAUUCGACACGUCUGGGACUGCCACAUGCUCCAAUAACUCAACAAUGAAUAUGAUAUUCGGUAACGUUUGUCUUCGUUUGCUACCAAUAAUCGACCUGGUCAUACAAAGGAUGUUAGAGGUCCCAUUGUCCUAUCAGUCGCUACUCGAGCCGCUACUGAAUAAAUACAAAGGCUUGUACAGAUAUCACAAGUCUCCAGUCUCAUUUCUGUAUAGGAUGCUUCACUAUUAUUCUCCUUCAUUGAUUGAUGUGCCUCAAGUUAAAGAACAGCUUGUAUCAAGUAUAUUAGGUAGUCUGUCCCCUGAACAAUUGUCUCAUGAAAUGAUGUUUAGUACCUUAUUCAAGAAUACAGUUAUCGAGAAAAAGCAAGAAAUAGGAGAAGGACCAUCUUCAGAGUAUUGGCAAGAACUUCUUAUACAAAUAAAUAAUGCAAUGACACCAUUCAAGAACCCUUCAGUCUCUCACUUGAGCUGGCCGCUGAGUGAGUUCACUAAUCCUGUGUCUAGUCUAGUGAUGUCGGCAGCCCUUGAGAUCAUGAGCUUUUCACUUCCAAUCAAGGCGCUUAUACAUACCUUACUUAAUACACUACUGGCAGAAUAUACUUCAUCAUCAACUCCUUCGCAGCAAAGCAUUGAACUACUUAAUGUGGCUGGGUCCCUGUUAGCUAUUUUACCAGAUUCUUAUUCGACGUUUUUUUAUGAAGAGCUUUUUACUUUUUUAAUGUCUUCGCCUUUCAAGGAGAGCGUAUCCAUGGAGGCAUUCGUUGAAGGGACACAGGCGAGAUUCCUCCUCAAUUUCUCUCACUCUUUCCUCCAUCAUUCCAAUAUAUCAGUAAUUGGUGGACUGCUAACUUGGCUCCAGAUUAGGUUGAAGCCUCAUAUCACCACUGAAGCUCAGUUGCUGUUCCUCUGUCAUCUUUUAGCCCCUGCCUUGAACAGAUUAGCCUCUGAAAAGCCAACCCUCCUCAUGCAGGUUGUCAUUGAGCUCUAUCAGUUGAUAAAGCAGGUUGAUUCGGCUCAGGAAGGCUCAAUAACAAACUGUGCUCCAAUCUGUGAUCUAAUGUAUCACAUAAAGUAUAUGCAUAUUGGUGAUUAUAAGAAAGAAGUGCUUGAGGGGAUCAUACUCUCCCUCCAUCCAUCAAUGAGACUAAUGCUAAGGUUUCUAGUACAGAGCACUACUGCUGGGGCAGCCCUCACUCCUGUCAUGAUGGCACCUCCAACACAAGACCUGACUCCAAUGCAUUAGCUACAAUAAGGCAGUUUGACAUUUUCCCUUCAUCCAUACAAUAUUCAGACUUUUCUAUUAUUAUUAUUAUUAUUAUCAAUAAUACAUUGAAAAUCAAGACGGAUAUUGUUUCUCUCAGCGUAGUGUUAGUUAUUUGCUCUUCUGUGGUCUUUUUGUGCUUGUGUUAGACUUUGUUUGGUUGUGCCAAAUAUUCUCUUUGUAAUGUA